This is a messenger RNA of Oppiella nova, 711 nucleotides long. NCBI's taxonomy places the organism in Eukaryota, Metazoa, Arthropoda, Arachnida, Sarcoptiformes, Oppiidae. The record is from the annotation of a GenBank genome assembly.
AUGAAGAACGCCCAUUUAGUCGGGCCAAAUACAGUGACUGAAGUUACAGAAAGUAGAGUGAUAACCUGCGUCAAUUGCGAAGGCCCUGUUGAGCUUGACCCUAACAUUGGAUUUGCCUACUGUUCCCCGUGUGGCUACGCAUUCUGUACGAGUUGUGGGAACGCCUACCACGGGGUACAAGACUGCCACCAGACUACACGUCCCGUACUUAACCCAAACUCAAUUGUUAGGGAACUGGAGGCUAGAUUUGAAAGCAUGAGAUCAUACCCGAGGCCACCAGAGGAACGGGAGAGAGUGGAAAGGGAGCUCAUCGACAAUGAACGGGCUAUAAGGGAACAGGAGAGACGGGAAAGGAAUCGUAUGGAAAGGGAACGACAGGAACGGGAGGUCAGGGAACGGGAGAGUUCGGAGAGGGAUCGCAUUGAAAGAGAUCGGAUUGAAAGGGAACGGGCCGUAAGGGAAGAGGAGAUACGGGAAAGGGAUCGACUGGAAAGGGAGCGCCAGCUAAUGGAAAAUGAGAGAUUGGAAAGGGAGAGACGGGAACGGGAGGCCCGGGAGUUGGAAAGUAAAAGGAGACGGGAACAAAAAAGAAAGGACGACAAGGCCUCUGAACAGCUAAUUAGGAAUUCCUGCAAAAAAUGUCCUGGAUGCAAAAAUUACAUCGAGCACCUGAUCAAUAUCACCCAGACUAUCAGUUCUAUCUGGAUAUAA